AUGUCACCAACAAAUCCACCUUCAAGUGGUAAUAAUCUAAAAAGUGUUCCGAAUGAUACCGCUGUAAAGGCUGAUAAGCCGCCAUUAGAUGUUCGUCAAGCUGUACUUGAUUAUAUCAAUCCUAAAACUACUCCUUCCGGUUUAGAUCUGUUGAAGAAUCGUCAUAAAGAAUACAAAUUAGCUGCUUUAAAAGCUCGUGAUGACGGAGAACUCGGUAAAGCAAAGGAAUUAUUGGAAGCGUCCAAGUGUAUUGGUGAAGCGAUUGUCAAUAUUGAAGCUGGUAAAGAAACAUUCGAUCCUGAAACCGACUUACCUCCACCACCAUCGGAAUACGAAUUUUCUGGUGAAGGUGAAGAGAAUUCAAGUGAAGCUGUCGUCGCACCGCCACCUCCACCGCCACCGACAGCAGCGAAACAAACAGUCCCAGAUAUUAUGAAGACGUCUAUUAUCUGCUCAGAAAAUAUUUUGGCACGUAUAGCCUAUUAUAAAGAAAAGAUGAAAGAAAUAGGCGAUGAUCCGUCACAAGAUUCAAAAAGACGUCGUUACAAUCGUAUUCUUAAUCGAUAUGAAGAAGGAUUACGCGCCUGUGAAAAUGGAUAUACUUCCUUUGAAUUUGAAGAACUAGUUCCUCCUCCAGGUUAUCCUCCGUUAAAUGAUCGUUCUAAAAUAUCUAAAGGUGGAAAAUCCACUAGUAGUAAUGAAUCUAAAGCAGCUUUAUCAAAGCCUAGUUGUGGACAAGUUUCAGGAAAAAGUAAAUCUGAGGCUGUUGUUACACUUUUAACCAAACGUCAGGAUGAAUUAAAAGAAGCUGCUAAACUUGCUAAACAAGCAGGUAAUAUUGAAUUGGCCAAAAAGUAUAUACGAUCAUUCCUGGGAAUGAAUCAAAUGAUACAAGCUGCUGAGGCUGGUUUUCCAGUUGAUUUAUCCCAGUUGCCACGACCGCCUACACUUAAUGAAUCUGCCGCAUAUAAGCCAAUUUUAAGCGGAUCAAACUGUGAUCCACCUGUGAAGUAUGCAGUCGCCCUCAAAACAUCUUCGGGCGAUCAUCUAGUUCAGGUGUAUUCGGAAAUUUUAUCAGAACAAGAAAAGUUGGUUAAUCAUCUGAUAACUGAACAUCGUCGUAAUGGCGAUCAGUCUAUCAUUUCAAAACUAUCUGAUCUAAUGAGUGUUAAUACAUGCAUAAAGAAAGUAUUAUCUAAGCAUAGUCAUCAAGUCGGUAUACUAACACCUUACUUUGAAUAUGCUAAUUUGCCAAAAUCAAAUAUUAAUGCUGAACUAGGUGAUGAUGUCCUGGAGGUAACUGUUCUCCGUGGCAUAGCAUAUCCACUUCCAUCGCAUUAUUCUCAUAUUGAUACAUAUGUUGAUGUGGAAUUAUGCAUCAGUACAUCUAGUCCAUCAAUGAAAUUAUCCACUAAUAUUGCUAAAUCUAGUUGUGAACCUGUUUAUAGUCAAUCGGUUAAAGAAUUCCGUGUAAAUACAAAAGGUCGGAUAUAUAAACGUUUUGUUCAAAGUAAUCGUUGUUUAAAAGCAACAGUCUACUAUAACCGUGGUAUAUUUCGGAGCUGGGGUGUUUUAGGUGUAACUGAAAUUCCAUUGACUGGACUUGUUCAAUCGGCUACGGUAACCCACAUUGGUGAUCUAAAAGAAGGUCGUAAAGUUGUAGGAGGUCGUCUAGAAGUACAAUUGCGACAACGUGAAUCACUGAGUGGGGAAGCUGUCAUCUAUGAAGAAAGACCUUGGCUUUUACUGUCUGUGCCAAAACAACAAAAUGAUUCACCGAAAACUAUGAAAGCUGUAAGUGAACAGCGUAAUUCUCCUGCAUCAUCGUCUUCCUCAGCAUCUCCGCGAACUAUUGUCAUAAAGAGAUCAAAUAAUUCCUAG
Trichobilharzia szidati is the source of this 1881-nucleotide messenger RNA. The record is from the annotation of a GenBank genome assembly. Lineage: Eukaryota; Metazoa; Platyhelminthes; Trematoda; Strigeidida; Schistosomatidae.